Molecule: messenger RNA, 252 nt
Organism: Bipolaris sorokiniana ND90Pr
Lineage: Eukaryota; Fungi; Ascomycota; Dothideomycetes; Pleosporales; Pleosporaceae
Exons: 2
Coding region: 1-252 (83 amino acids)
Source: RefSeq, a predicted model, not a curated record
AUGACUGAGAACACCCAUCAGAAACCAAAAGACCUUUUUGAGCCUGCUGUGAAUACUGCAGACACAGACGAGUCACCGCCCCAAGCGACCUGUAAGGAUGUCGAGUGGAAAGGCAAUAUGCUUAAGCAUAUAUUUAGCCAGGUACUUGGCAUAAGCGUUGCUGAUUGCACAGAUGACCGUUCGCUGGACAGCCUGGGUGGUGAUGCACUUGCAGCUGUGCAGAUAACCGAUCAAAUUCAAUAUGAUGGUUAA